Symbiodinium sp. CCMP2456 is the source of this 433-nucleotide messenger RNA. The record is from the annotation of a GenBank genome assembly. NCBI's taxonomy places the organism in Eukaryota, Dinophyceae, Suessiales, Symbiodiniaceae.
GCCCUUGUUCAGCCUGGUGACGUCCUUGCUCUUGCAGUCCUCGGCGAAGCAUCUGAGUGACAUCCUCGUGCGCACGACGCUGGAGGUGGUGCAGAACGAGCAGGGCGUGGACCAGCUCGUCAACUCCGCCAGCGAAGCGAUGCGGAAGGCCAUGACCAACAAGCAGGUACAAAGUGCCCUGAAGGAGACGGUCAUCGAUGCCAUGCAGGACGAGAACUUGCAGCAGGAGAUGAUAAAGACGCUGACCAAGGCCGCCAUCCUCUCCUCCGGCGACCACCUGCUCCGUGCACACCUCCUGGACGUGGGCAAGGACGCCCUCGUCCGAGCUAUGAAGGACCAGGCUUUCAUGUCUGAGAUGGUCUCCAUGAUCUCGAAGUCGGCGCUGGCAGCGUCCCGGGACCAGGAGAUGAAGUUUAGGCUUUGGUGUCCUUAA